This is a messenger RNA of Lineus longissimus, 3334 nucleotides long. RefSeq names its product sorting nexin-25-like. Gene Ontology annotation, biological process: generation of catalytic spliceosome for second transesterification step. Gene Ontology annotation, molecular function: phosphatidylinositol binding. Lineage: Eukaryota; Metazoa; Nemertea; Pilidiophora; Heteronemertea; Lineidae. Bases 106 to 2988 code for a protein of 960 amino acids. The record is from RefSeq and is a predicted model, not a curated record. Gene Ontology annotation, cellular component: intracellular membrane-bounded organelle. The transcript has 21 exons.
GCACUCUGUACACCCUACUGCCCUACUGCCUUUUUCAUGAAUCAAUUUUGAGCAUUAUGUUUACAACGUAGUUAUUACAAUUAUAACACGAAAUAUGACUCUAAAAUGCCAAAUACUUGCAACUAUUACGAGCAAAGAAUGGAUUUACUAAUGGUCAUUUCCAUUGGAGUGGGUGUGGUUUCGAGUCUCUAUGCCGUUGGUUGGCUGACAACAUCUGUCCAUUUGACCAUCUGCUUGUUGACCACUUCUCUAGGAGUUGUCAUUGGAGCAUCGAUGGCCCUUGAAAGCAAACAGCAUAAACCACAAGCGAUUAGGUCACCAAGUGUCACAAAGUCUCUUGCUAUGAAAAUGAUUGAGAAAAAACAAUCUUUGGACUUUGACAAAACAAAGGUUGUUAUAUCGCACAAUCUUGAUGAGGCCAUCAAAGAGGUACAAGACCUAGUAGUUCGAGAUUACGUCCAUUCGUGGUAUGAUGAAAUCGGCAAGGACCAGAAGGUUAUGCAAAGUAUGGAAGCUGACAUUUGGAAAGUAAUUGGCAAUGUGUCUCUAAGGCUUGGCAAGGUUGACUUGGUGACUGUCAUGUCGCAGGAUAUUGUCAACAAACUAUGCCAACAUUUUCAAGAGAUAAAGGAUGCUGCGAUCAGGCCAAAAGGUUCUGGACCUCGACCCAAAUUUCUCCUUCAUCCUUGGCUUGUCAGUGAGGAAAAAGAACUCACCUUUGUGAGGAAGGUUUCCGAGGUGCUCCUUCUCCAUGUGUUACCCAAAGAGUAUGCCAUGUGUAAAGCUUCCAGAGAAUUACUGCGGGAGAUUCUUGCAUGCAGAGUGAUGAAACCCAUCAUUGACUUGAUGUGUGACCCGGACUACAUCAACCAGAAAAUAUUUGAUUUUUUUGACUAUCGAGAAAAACUUGCCGCAGAGCAUCAGCGGACGUAUUCCCAUGCAGCCAGCUAUGAGGAUUUCGUCAAGAUGAUCAGGGCUUGUCAGGAUAUUGAGCACUUGAAACAAAUCAGAUACUAUAUAAUGUCAGAGGUGAUGCAGGCUGCAACAAUCAACAAUCUUAAAAAGGAGAAAGGAAUAGAUGCUGGGAAAAGUCCUGCAGCUAAAGGCACUACAAAGGGUCACCUAUUGAAAGCAAGGGACCUUAAAAAGUACAUUAAUCAGCUGACAGUGUGUAAGGUACACUGUGAGAAGAGGAUCCGACUGUUGGGUGGUCCAGACUAUCAAGGAUAUGGGGAAGAUGGAGAGAAGGAGCAAGCGGAAAAGAUACCAGGAAAAAAGGUGCUGUCUUUCCAAGUGAUCAUGGAGAACCCCAAACCAAGGAACUACUUCAUGAAGUAUUUGAAGAAAGAUGACAAACAUUCACUUCUUGGUUUCUGGUUAGCUGUGGAAAACUUCAGGCAUACUGACAAGAGUCGAUGGCAUCAGCUGGCCAGUGAAAUCUUCCAGAUGUAUGUCUCAAGUCCAAGUAGUGUUGUCAAAGUGAGCAGGAGUGUCAUCAAGGCAAUGGAGGGCUUCAUGAUUGGUGACAAGGGGCCCGAGGCAUUUUUCGGUGCUCAGUCCCAAAUUUACCAAGAGUUAGAAGAGCACCAUUACCCCUCGUUUAUCGUGAGUGAUGUCUACCACUCCUAUGCAGGAGUCAUGGAAGAGGCAGCGAUAGAUGAAAAAGAUUCCUCCGACGGUCCUGCAGGAAAAUUGAGCAAGUUGAUACGAACAAAGUCCAUGUCUACAACAGAUGGUGCAUUCAUUGCGGGACAGUCCGAGUAUGCCAGAAGGAAGUUGAUUGCCCUUGACGAGAAGUUGGAAAAUAAAGGGCGGGCCCUCGAUGCACUGAGGCAGUCCCAUCAACGCUCAGACUCCAAGCGGUUGAAACUUCAAGAGGACAUUGAAAAGGAGAUGGAGAUGUUAAAGAUUGAGAAACAAAACUUGGAGUUCCAUAUUGAUAGGACAAGUAUGUGGUGUGAUAAUGUUGGCAAAUGGCAGGCUGUUCUACAAAAUGGUGAUGUAUCUCAAGAAGGCAGUGAGGGGCCGAUGGUCUCUUUCCUCCUUAUUGUCCACUUGUUGGGGAAAUCAUUUGAGGAAGCAGCAUCGCAGCCUGGUGGUACUCAUGGAUGGGUCAUCUCAAGAAACCUCGCUGACUUCCGCAAGCUGAAUGAAAACCUUAGCCAGAUCAGUCCUUGGUUAGCGAAGAGGGUUUUACCAUCUGUCAGCAAGUUCAGGAUCAAAGCGAUAGACAAGACAUUCCUGGAUAAAGCAAAAGAGACAUUACAAGAUUAUAUGAAUACGGUGCUAAAAGAUGAGAGACUUGCUCAGAAUGAAGCUGUAUAUGAAUUCCUUAGUCCAAGUCCCCAGCAUCUAAAGCAGGCUGUUCCAGUUGAAAACAAGAAGGUUUUCUCUCUACCUAGUGUCUUGAAAAGUCAAACAGCGGAUGCUGAUGAUGAGUUGCUCUUCCUGGAUGAUGAUAGCACGAAGGAUGACAGUGACAAAGACUCGAUAGCAGGCCCUCUCUAUGGUCUUAUAAGUGAGGUGUUUGAAUUGAAAGGCAUCUUCAAGUGGGUUAGGAAGUCCUUUAUAUCAUUCGUCCAGGUCACAUCUGGGAGGACUAUCAACAGGCAAAUUCGUGAGACCGUUGACUGGAUAUUUUCCGAGCCGAUGCUCAUCUACUACAUCCACAAUUUAAGGGAUUCUAUGUGGCCAAAUGGGAAACUGGCGGAGUGGGGUCCUCCACACAGUGAUGAAGAGAAGAUGAGGACAAGGAUGAUGGCCAAGCAGAUAUUUUUAGAAAAUAAUCCAGAUUUCCUGAAGAAUUUAAUAGGCGAGAAAAACGCCAAGCAAGGUGCCAUAAAGAUGUUCGAGUCAUUGCAGGAUGUAAGACUGAACAAACAUCUAUUCUAUGUGAUUCUUGAGGUCCUUCUCCUGGAGAUUUGUCCUGAAGUUGCUGACUCUCUCCCGCAGCCAUUACAGCAGGGGGAGUAUGGAAUGAUAGUGUGACAGCCACUGAUGCAAAGUGUGGUACGAAAUGGAACUGCCAUUAAUGUUGGAAGAAAAUGUGAUGGAAAAUUAAAGCUUCUUGUAAAACAGGGGUUGUGGAAUGGUAAUGAAACAGCUGCAUUUAUGAAUUGUUGAUCAUAGACAGAAUAAUGGAAGGAAACAUAAAAUUAGUCGUAAGGAUCAUUUCAAGGCCAUGUGUGUGUUUGUGUGUCAGUGGAUGUGAUAAGAUUGUAAAUAAUGCAUAGAUGAAUAUAUUUUUGUAUAUAAUACUGUAUUUUUAAGGAAUGCUGCAUUUGAUGGCUUAUCAACUUGGUCACAGGUUGUUGACUUAGUGCCAUCGCUAAUA